This is a messenger RNA of Orbicella faveolata, 414 nucleotides long. RefSeq names its product twist-related protein-like. The record is from RefSeq and is a predicted model, not a curated record. Gene Ontology annotation, molecular function: protein dimerization activity; DNA-binding transcription factor activity, RNA polymerase II-specific; RNA polymerase II transcription regulatory region sequence-specific DNA binding. Gene Ontology annotation, biological process: developmental process; regulation of transcription by RNA polymerase II. Lineage: Eukaryota; Metazoa; Cnidaria; Anthozoa; Scleractinia; Merulinidae.
AUGGGGCUGCCACAUUACGAGAAGUCGCUUACCAUGAGUCAUUCCAGAAGAAAGUACAGAACAUCAGGCAAUUCUAAAUCAAAACGCAAAGAUGGCUCGCACGAGCACGAGCACGGACACGGCAAAGGCGACCAGAGGACUGUGGCGAAUGUGCGGGAACGACAGAGAACACAAGCAUUGAACGAGGCUUUUAAUAAGCUACGAAAAAUCAUACCGACCUUGCCUUCAGAUAAGCUUAGCAAAAUACAGACACUGCGCUUGGCCGCGAGAUACAUCGACUUCUUGUGUCAAGUUCUGGGCAACAACGAGAAGCACCCAAGCUCUGCAGCGAGCAGCUGCUUCAUCGCACAUGAACGGCUUAGCUAUGCUUUCAGUGUGUGGAGGAUGGAGGGAGCUUGGUUUCAGCAUCAGUAA